This is a messenger RNA of Schistosoma guineensis, 3537 nucleotides long. The record is from the annotation of a GenBank genome assembly. NCBI's taxonomy places the organism in Eukaryota, Metazoa, Platyhelminthes, Trematoda, Strigeidida, Schistosomatidae.
AUGAGCAUUGGAAAUAAAAAAUAUUCUCAGAUCUCUAGUUUCAGGCCUAAUGAUAGAGAUGUACCCCGAGCUCCUGCGCUGCCAAAUAGAACUUCAGCACGUAGUUGGCAUAAAAGCGAAUCAAGUAGUAAAGAAAUGAAGAAGUUAAGCAAAGAGCUGCCUCAUGUAAAAAGUUGUGCUUCGAAAUGCCAACAAAGUAAUCAGAAACAAUUAGUAAACAUCACACCAUCUGCUUGCAUAUCCAAGUUCUCUCUUAAAUCGGUUAACGACAAAGAAAUCAAGCAUUUAAAUUUUAAUAGAAUAACAAACAUUCAAAUUGAUGUAAAACCGUCCACUACUUAUACUUCAGCCGCUACAAAUAAUACACAUAGGUUAAAACGUUCAAUAAUUCGAAAAGAUGAAAAGGAUUUUUUAAGCAGUUUUGAGAAAAAAUAUUCUAUACACAAUUAUAAUCCUUUAAAAUUAAAUAAUAACUGUCAUAUAAGUAAACCAGAUUACAAACAUGCUCUUAGAUUGACAACUGGCAAGUCAGAACUGGUAAAAAAGGUGUCAGUUAAUCAAUCUGAUCAUUCUAAGUGUAGUAAUUAUCUUUCAUUAAAUAGAAGUCAGUUAUCUUCAUGGUUAUUGCAGUGUGACAAUGCUUCUACGACAUUACAUAAUAAAAAAGAAGCGAUAGAUUCAACUCCACGAGGAUACGUCAACAGCUAUUUAUCUUCACAGCCUUUUAUAAAACAAUCAACUAAUGUAGUAGUUGGGUCAGGAAAGAGCAUUGAUUUCAAUGAGCAGAAAUCAAAUGGGAAAGCUAAACGUGUUUCAAAUGAGUUGAAUACAAUCAGUUCAGGGUAUUCUAUAAAAAAACAUAAUAAUCGCAAUCACAAAACCUACAACAAACCAACAAACAUCAAUGCUUCGAAAUAUUAUCGAUGUUCAGAAAUCGAGCCGAGUGAGCAGUUAAUUGAUAAUGAAUCUGAUGAGAACGUAAAUUCUAGUGCUGCCAAGUAUUAUUAUAUUAACUCUACAAAUGUAACAGAUUGGGGUAGUGUUUCUUCAUCUGAAUGGGGUGAUGAUAUGUGUGUAACUUAUCAGUAUCCUGAUCAUCUUAAUUCAUCAGUUACCAACUGUAUAAAUAAUAAUCCUUGUGGAAUUCAAGAUCAUUUAUUUUAUGAAUGUAAAGACUGGUUAUCUCGAUUCCCACAUUUACGUGUUGUUGGUAAACAAAUAAAACUUUCUGAUGAAAAUAAAUCUACUUUUCAUCAUGAUGAUAGUAAUCUCAUAUCAGAGUUCUCUAACAUGAUUAACGUAUCAAGCACAAUCAUGGAUACAUCUCUGAAUAUGAAGAAAGUUAUCACUGACAGAAGGUUAAAUCAUAUACAAAGUGAAACGGGGAAAAUUGAAGAACAUCUUUCUAGUUCACUAACAUCCAUUAACUGCAUGGAGGAAGAGAUAUUCGCUAUAGAUGGUGAGUAUGAAGAAUUUACGGGUGGUGUAACCGUAAGCAGCAAAAACAAUCCAACUUGCAACAUCGAACAAAGUAAACAAUUAUCAUCAUACGAUCAUACGCAUAUUCAAGAUAAAUUGUUAUUUGAUGGUAAAGAGCCUAAGAUUUUGAAGUCCCAUCAAAGUAACAAAAAUCAUGGUCAUCAUAAGUAUCACGGUUAUCAUCAUUUUAGACAUAAACACAAAGAAAAAUCGAAUCCUGCUCCAACACAUUCGAAUUCAGAAAAAUAUAAUGACAAAUUAUGCAUCUUACCUGAUGCAGUAUCUAACUCGUGUUUCCCUUCAUCGCCUUGCAUAGCAUUGGAAAGGGUUAAGCAACCUGAUAGUUUGGAUAAUUGUCAUUCGGAAAGCGACUUCACUUCCCCAAUAUUAAAUUCAGUUGAAAUGAUUCUUAGAAUAAUAUCUCAGCAGUUAUGGAAUGAUCUUACACAGUGGAUGAAGAUGUUAUUAUCUGAGAAUACGUUUCCGAACUUAAACAAAUAUGAAACUAAUGGAAUUAGUCAGAAAGCUUCUCACAGUCCAUUUCAAUCUCAUCUGCUACACGAUACCACUUUUUCACGAUGCGAUUCAUCAGUUGGUGAUGCACAAAAUCCAUCCGCUUUGCCAUCAUUUCGACUAUUUAAACAAACAAAGCAUUCUAAUUCAGAUACACCAAAUUGCCUCAUCGGUCAACACGCUGUACAAACUCAUGAGUCAAAUAUUGAACUUGCCGAUCUAUUGCAAAUUUCAACCAAAACACUUCAAACACGUGAAAAGUCGUUAGUUCAGGAAAAUAUUGAUCCUUUUACUAAAAUACAGUACACUGGAAGUAACACAAUUUUGAAAGACUCUACAAAUAAUCAUUCAAUAUCUUCUGUAGGUGGUUCACAGUUGACAUCAGUGACUAUGACAACCAUUACUACAGCAUUAUCUCGUAUAAGUCCCCAAUCUAUUGGAACUAUUUCUAUCAACAGGCCAAUAUCCAGUUUAAACAAUAAAUCUGCAACCAAUGUUCCACGUAAAUUUAUCCUUACGUGUAAUAAUUCUGUGCCUGAAAUAUCUCAUCAUAGCAGAACCAGUGGAGUUGCUGUUAUUGGUGUUGCCGCUAACUUAUACCAUAAUGAAAAACUUGCUCCAUUAGAUAGAUUACGUACACCUCUACCACCACAAUACUCUUCUAUAUCGGAGGAACCAUCGUUUAGCACAGUAUCAUCAACAACCGCAAACAUACAUUUUACAAAUACAGAGACUUCUCUUAACUCUACCUGUUCGGCAAGUUUAGCAAAAUGUCAUAAUUUAAAUGUUAGUCAGUUACUGUCCCCUGUAACAGUAAGUAAUGCCUUAACUUCACUCCCACUAGUAAUGACAACAACAAUACUGCACACCGUACCUAAUUCAAUAAACAGCAGUAGCCAAAUUCUCUCGGUGAAUACAACCAAUAUGAUGAAUGAAACUACAAGUUCAGGGAAUUUCACGUUACCCCCGUUGUCUAAUCCAAUAAACAUUUUAUCAACCGUCACCACAGCUAUAUGUUUUCCUCCAUCCAACUCUUUAAAUAUAGAAUCAAGCCUGCCAAAUCCGAAGAUUAAUUUAUUUACAAAUAAUAAAACUGGAUUUGGAAUAUAUCAAGGUAGUGAACAAAGUAACCAGCAUACAACACAUUUGCAUAAAAAAAUAUGUGAGAAUUUAGUUGCGAAACAGAACAACAUUAGCAAUACUCUUGGGAACACAUCUAUUUUUACACAAAGAAUUCCAUCGAAAUUGUCUAUGCAUUGGAAUCAAAAUUCUCCAAAGCAAGCUUCAUUUCCUUUACCACCUAUUGAUAUAUUUAAAGACCGAUUUGGAAGAAAACAAAAGCUGUGGCGACCAUACAGUUCAAGACCGUUAUUAUUAAAUAAACCAAUUACGAAUCCUUCUAGUAUGUUGACAAGAGCUUGCUCAACAUUGUUAAUUCAAAACCCUGAAAUUUAUAAUGACUCAUGCUCAAUAAAAAUAAGUCCAGCAAUUUUUAUUGGCUCUACAACUAACCCCAUAAGAGGUAAUGAUGCAGUUACACGUUAA